Molecule: messenger RNA, 1764 nt
Organism: Populus trichocarpa (black cottonwood)
Lineage: Eukaryota; Viridiplantae; Streptophyta; Magnoliopsida; Malpighiales; Salicaceae
Product: tetrahydroberberine oxidase
Exons: 1
Coding region: 22-1626 (534 amino acids)
Molecular function (GO): FAD binding; oxidoreductase activity
Source: RefSeq, a predicted model, not a curated record
UCACAAUCUGAAGGAAAAAAAAUGGAAAGAUCAAACUUCAGCAUGCGUCUUUUACUUCUUAUACUUUUAGUCUCUUUAGCUCGGUCUGCAGAUUCAAGUUCAUCUCAUGAGAUGUUCUUGCAAUGCUUUUCAUCUCAUAUCCAGCAUUCCAAAUCAUAUUCAGAAGUUAUCCUUACUAAAAAUAGCUCUGCUUACUCAUCGGUUCUGCAGUCAUCCAUUCGAAAUUUCAGAUUCUUGAACACUUCAACUCUGAAACCUCAAUUUAUAAUCACUCCAUUUAAUGAGUUUGAAAUCCAAGCAGCCAUUGUUUGUGCCAAGAAAUAUGAUAUGCAAAUAAGAGUUCGAAGUGGAGGCCACGACUACGAGGGCCUGUCUUUCCUGUCUUAUCAAGAAUUUGUACUUGUUGAUCUUGCUGAACUUAGUUCCAUCAGUGUUGACAUCGAGAAUGAGACGGCAUGGAUCGGGGCAGGUGCAAGCAUAGGAGAGUUAUAUUACAGAAUUGCGGAGAAAAGCAAGGUUCAUGGCUUCCCGGCAGGUACUUGUCCUACGGUAGGAGUUGGGGGACACUUCAGUGGAGGUGGAUUUGGUACCAUAUUCAGGAAGUAUGGCUUAGCAGCUGAUAAUCUUAUUGAUGCUAGGAUAGUUGAUGCUAAUGGAAGAAUUCUUGAUAGAGAAUCAAUGGGAGAAGAUCUUUUUUGGGCCAUUCGAGGAGGGGGAGCGGCUAGCUUUGGAGUCGUUUUCUCAUGGAAAGUUAGAUUGGUUUCGGUUCCUCCAACUGUAACUGUUUUCAAUAUCGGAAAGACCUUACAGCAAGGUGCAUCCAAUCUUCUUCACAAGUGGCAAAACAUUGGAGAUAAGCUUCAUGAAGACCUUUUCCUCCAUGCUACUAUAGCAGUUGCUACCUCUAGCCCCAAUGGCAAUAAAACUAUUCAAGUUUCGUUUGUGUCAUUGUUUCUUGGCAGGGCUGAGGAACUUCUCCCUAUGAUGCAAGAUAGCUUCCCUGAGUUGGGCUUAAUGCGCGAAAACUGCAGUGAAAUGAGUUGGAUCCAAUCUGUCCUCUAUUUUGGUGGCUUCUCACCAAGUGACUCCUUAGAUGUUCUACUUAGCAGGACUGCUCAGUUUAAGGGAUUCUUCAAAGGGAAAUCGGAUUACGUUAAGGAACCUAUUUCAGAAACUGGCCUGGAAGGGCUGUAUAAAAGGCUCCUUGAAGAGGAGACGUCAAUGUUGAUCUUGACACCUUAUGGAGGGAGAAUGAGUGAGAUUUCGGACUCAGAAACACCUUUCCCACAUAGAAGUGGGAAUAUUUUCGAAAUCCAGUACAUUAUAACUUGGGAUGUGGAAGAGGAAACAGAGAAGAACCUAAAAUGGAUGAGAAAACUGUAUGCCUACAUGGCCCCUUACGUUUCAAACUCACCAAGAGCUGCCUAUCUCAACUACAGAGAUCUUGAUUUGGGCAGGAAUAAUUAUGGAAAUACCAGCUUUGCGAAGGCAAGUGUUUGGGGCUUGAAGUAUUUCAAGAACAACUUUAAGAGACUAGCGCGGGUUAAGACUGCAACAGAUCCUUCCAAUUUCUUCAGGAAUGAACAAAGCAUUCCUGUGCUGCAAAGAAAAAGGAACCUCAAAUAAACUUUACCCCAAGAUAUUGUACAACAUAUUGGUAACAACAGGAUAGAUAUUAAUAAACUAUUUAGCAAAUUUUAAGUUAAAGUCAAAAGCCUCAAGAGAAAUGCUAAAUCUCAAUUUAUUGUUUGCUUCCAGUUGUAG